AGUGAAAUUUUAUGCGAUGGAAUCUCAAAAUUGUUCAAAAACUAAAACACCAAGAUGUUUAUGGGACAGUAGUAAAUCAGAUAAGAAAAGCGUAGAAACAAACACCGAUUAUAAAACCUGUUCUUGUCGUAAUUGUUUCCAACUGAAACUUUUGGAUGCGAACGUAUUAAACCAUAGCGAACCUGUAAAUCAACAGACGAUUGUUAAUUAUAAAAAGGCGAUUAACUAUAUUAAUUCUUGUCACGCCAUAAUCAACGAAUAUAUCACCAAAACGAAUAAUCAGAAAUGCGUUAAAUGCCACGCGAAAUCUGAAGACACAAUCAACGUGAACAUGCCUGAUUUGCCUGAUUUUAUUAUGUUGCUUUCUUCUUUGACGGCUUUAAACAAAGAGGGUUUGUGUUCCAAAUGUUCUCAUGGGGAUUGCACCUCAAAAUCGAGAUCUGAGGAAGACUCGUUAAAACAAAAUAAAAAAUCGUCAUCUAGGCCUCAUACAGCAAGUAGUAUAUGUCGAAAGUCUGAAUCCCCUGAGAAAAUAUACGGUUCUUCACCAAGUUCAGAAAGUCCUGGAACAACAACUACUUAUGACAAGAAAAAAGCACAUACUUCUCACUGUACAAGUCGGAAAAAUAAUCGAGAUGCAGGAGUAGUAUUCAAUAAAGAAGACAAGUAUCGUCAAAUCGUAGAGGAUAGUGGAUGCUGCAUACCAAACAACAAAAAAUCGUCUAUAAUUUUGACCAGUAGUACAGAUGAAGCCAAAAUUCAUACAAAAUCAGCACCAAUUUCUCGAAAACUCGCGGCAAGAACCAUUCAUUCAGUAUCCGUCACUGAUGAAUCUGAAAAUGAACAUAAAACCGUCUCCACAACCGUGAUGGGAAAUUUUAUCACAGAAAAGAAUAUUGCAAAGAAAAAGUACAAAUGUAAAGGUAACAAAUUUGAAAUGGGCGACGCCUCAACAGACUUAGAACCAACCAUUCAAAGGAAUUCAUCUGGCACUGAAACCAGUACCGUAUGUAAUGAUCCCAAACAUCAAGGGAAUGGUAGAGAACAUGACGAUAAUUUUCAAGCUCUAUAUGCAAUCAUUGGUCAACAAUUGUUGCAAGGAAAUCAAAUGAUGCCUGUUCAAAAGGUCAUCGAUAUUCUCAAAAACCAAGCAUUCUCUCCUUUGACUAUUUCUGAAAGUCUGAAGGAUAAUUCUACUAGAGAAACAACGUCCAAUAGUGAAACUCGACAAGAUACAUCAACAGAUACCAAUAUCGAGAAAGUAGCUCAGUGUCACGAAAAAAUUGGACACUGUUCCAAAAGACACAGAACCGUUAGUAAAGACAAAGAACAGGCAUUACAUCCACCACUAGUAUCUCAAAGGGACAUCGAAAAUUAUACGACAGAACUUAUGGAAACGCUUCAAAGAGAUAGUUCUCAAGAAACUACACCCAGAUGUAAGUCAUCAUUCCUCACUUGCCCAAAUUCCUCUCCCAUUCGUUUCCUUUUAGACACAAAUACUGGAUCUACGACCCAAAGUUUUGAUUUGGAAGAGGACUACUCCACAUCUGACAAAAGAGAUGAAUCCAGAAAAAUGUCACAGACUCGUAUACCGACGGCGGUUCGAGGUCAAAUCAAAAGAUCUUCAAGUCAUCAUUCUCCUCCUCCUCCUCUAACAAAAAAUGAAAAUUGCAUCUCUUGUGUUAAGGAGGCUCAAAACCUUGUUAGUUCCUCCUCUAACGAAUAUCAGGUAGCCACAUCUGACGACCAAAGGGAAUGCAGUGAUUGCGGAAACGUUAUUCUUAGCAGUCAAGAAACCACUCAACAACAACAACAACAACCAUUUUUGUACUCGGCACAACGUACCACAGAAACGAAUUGUUCACUGUUGCAGCAAGAUUUACCGCCUUAUGUUGUCCAACAGAAAAGAUCUGACCAUUUCGUGUGUAACAGGCAGAGGAGGAGGGAAAAAGGUCGAAAUGCUCACUGUGGCUCUCCACGUGGCUUGGACCAACGCCAGAGUUACUACGAACAGAAUAUGUCAAGUAUUCAAAACAUACCUGAAGAAGGCGAGUAUGCUUUUGAAGAAGAAGAAAACGCCGAACAAAACGAAAAUUCACCUUUCAAGAAAUCGAAACAACAACCUGAGAAAGAAAAGUGCUCUACGGGAUCAAUAAGGAGUCGUACAGAUUCUUCCGAAAUAGAAACCGAUAAAGAUGAAAUUAUUAAGCAGUUUACCCCCAGAAAAAUUAUUAUCGAUUCUAACGGUGCUACUACUAAGAUGAAGUGUGUACAUAAAUAGGUUGGUUAAAACAUCAGAACUAAUGG
Molecule: messenger RNA, 2307 nt
Organism: Agrilus planipennis (emerald ash borer)
Lineage: Eukaryota; Metazoa; Arthropoda; Insecta; Coleoptera; Buprestidae
Exons: 2
Coding region: 17-2281 (754 amino acids)
Source: RefSeq, a predicted model, not a curated record